Molecule: messenger RNA, 1416 nt
Organism: Effrenium voratum
Lineage: Eukaryota; Dinophyceae; Suessiales; Symbiodiniaceae
Source: the annotation of a GenBank genome assembly
AUGAGCGAAGCGGCCGAGCUUGACGUCACGCCUUCUCCGGAACCCGUAAUCCCCGUGCGCGACGAGGACGAGCAUCUCAAUCCGGACUUCAUCGCUGCUGUCGAGGCGGCGAUCGGAGGAGAUGACAGGGUUGCGCUGAAAGAGCUUGCCGGCGAUCUGCACGAGGCUGACACCGGCGACCUUCUGGAAACGCUCAAUGCCGAUGAACGCGCCGCCUUUAUCCGAUUGCUGGGGGACGAGUUCGACUAUACGGCGCUGACUGAGACCGACGAAGCCGUUCGCCUACAGGUUCUGGAAGACCUGCCCAACGAGGUCAUUGCAGAAGGUCUGGAAGACCUUGAUUCCGACGAUGCCGUCUACAUUCUGGAAGACCUGGAUGAAGACGAUCAGGCGGCAAUCCUGGAAGAACUGCCCUAUGCCGACCGUGCGCAGCUCAAGAAAGCACUUGAUUAUCCCGAAGAAAGCGCCGGCCGGCGCAUGCAGAGCGAAUUCAUCGCCGUUGCGCCAUUCUGGACCGUCGGACAGACCAUCGACUACAUGCGGGAAGCUCGGGACCUUCCGGACAGCUUCUACGAAAUCUAUGUCCUGGAUCCGGCCUUCAAGUUGCUGGGGUCUGUUCACCUGGACAAGAUCCUGAGGACCAAACGUGCCGAGAAGGUCACCUCGAUCAUGGAGGAGACGCGGCAGGCGGUGCUGGCAACGGAGGACCAGGAAGAGGUCGCCCGACGAUUCGAGCGCUACAAUCUGGUCUCCUCUGCUGUGGUUGACGAAAACGAACGCCUGGUCGGUGUUCUGACGGUUGACGAUAUCGUCGACGUGAUUCAGGAAGAGGCGGAAGAGGACCUGCGUGCCCUGGCCGGGGUGGGCGAUGAAGAGAUUUCCGACACGGUCGUCACGAUUGCGCGCUCGCGUCUUGCGUGGCUGGUGGUCAAUCUCGGAACCGCGAUUCUCGCAUCCGUGGUGAUCGCACUUUUUGAGGACACGAUCGAGGCGAUGGUCGCCCUCGCGGUCCUGAUGCCUAUCGUGGCGUCCAUGGGCGGGAAUGCCGGAACCCAGACAAUGACGGUGGCCGUGCGCGGCAUCGCGACACAGGAAUUGGGCGCCCGGAACCUUUUGCGCGUCCUCAACCGUGAAAUCCUGGUGAGUGCGGUGAACGGUGUCGCCCUGGCGCUGUUGAUCGGCAUAACCGCCUGGCUCUGGUUUGCAAGUCCUGGUCUCGGUGUGGUGAUUGCCGGCUCAAUCAUCAUCAACAUGCUUUUUGCCGGGUUUUCCGGCCUGCUGAUCCCGAUUGCGCUUGACCGGCUGAACGUCGAUCCUGCGAUUGCUUCGAGCGUAUUCGUCACGACGGUCACCGAUGUCGUCGGGUUUUUUGCAUUUCUGGGGAUUGCAGCGCUCUGGUUCGGGUUACCGUUCUAG